[Torrubiella] hemipterigena is the source of this 588-nucleotide messenger RNA. The record is from the annotation of a GenBank genome assembly. NCBI's taxonomy places the organism in Eukaryota, Fungi, Ascomycota, Sordariomycetes, Hypocreales, Clavicipitaceae.
AUGACUGGCACGUUCUGGGCUGCUCUAUCAGCAAGUGGCAAAAUCUUUAGACUGUCGCUGGCAGUACUACUCUUCGUUACGAGAACCCUUGGAAUCGCUCUUGACGGCGAUGGGCGUCCCAUUGUACAAGAUAAUUGGCAGGCCGAGUUUAUGCGCCAUCAAAGUCCACAACCAGCCAACAUAGCCAAACGAGGGCCGCCAUCUUCCUCGGAUCCAACAGUGCAACUCGUCAUCACAAACAACUGCGAAGCAAAUAUAUGGCCAGCUCUUGCGACACAAGCUGGGACAGGUCCUGGAACGGGAGGCUUUGGACUAGCACCAGGAAAGAGCAAAAAGCUGGCUGUGUCGUGGAACUGGCAAGGUCGUAUCUGGGGACGAACGAACUGCACAGUGAAUGGCGAAUCUUGCGCAUGUCAAACAGGAGAUUGUUUUGCAAAGUUGGAUUGCCAGUUCAGUGUAAGUCCAUGUUUUCUCUGCCUAGGCACUCUCACUGAUGAUCUAGGGCGGUGUACCUGCUACGCUGGUCGAGUUCAACUUGGCUGGCGGCGUGAACAUGGCGCAAACAUUCUACGACAUUUCACUUGUUGA